Messenger RNA from Habropoda laboriosa, 2484 nucleotides. RefSeq names its product nuclear pore complex protein Nup93-like. Gene Ontology annotation, biological process: protein import into nucleus; poly(A)+ mRNA export from nucleus. NCBI's taxonomy places the organism in Eukaryota, Metazoa, Arthropoda, Insecta, Hymenoptera, Apidae. The transcript is spliced from 6 exons. Gene Ontology annotation, molecular function: structural constituent of nuclear pore. The coding region runs from base 1 to 2484 and encodes 827 amino acids. Gene Ontology annotation, cellular component: nuclear pore. The record is from RefSeq and is a predicted model, not a curated record.
AUGAGUGAUCUUAGUUACACCGACAUGUUAAACGCAGUUUCUUCUCGAUUGCCAGGUGAUACUGGUUUCAGUGAAUUAUUACGAUCAGCGGAACGAUUAUCCGCUGCCGUAGAAGGUAAUGAAGAACUUCCGCAAGUUGAAAGAAACCUUCGUCAAAUCUUAGAAGCUUCCAACGAAUUGUGGUCUCGUGUCACGCAAACCGGCACUCAAGAUAAUCAAGUUCAGGCACACCUUCUACUUGGCUCACGUGGUGUUGAUUUACCUCAGAUAUCACAGAAAUUGAAUUCACUUAGUGCAAGACGUACAUUUGAACCCUUAGAUCCUAUUGCAGACACAAAUAUAGUUAGUUACCUCAGAAAUGAAAAGGAGAAUGCUAUUUUAUCAAUCAUUGAACAAGUUCACAAAGAUACAUUUGAACUUACCAGAGUUCAACAAAUGGAACAUAUGUUGGGUGAAUGGAAACAAAUGCGGUUUGAAAUAAUAAAUGCUAUGACAGCUCCAUCUGGGGAGCUUGUAGAUUUACGUGGGACCCCACAACGUACUAAAUUAGCUGGCUCUAUGGUCAGUGGUUUAUCCAGUGUAGAAGUAGCUUAUGUGAAAGAGUUACAAAACUAUAAUGAUCAUGUACUUAGAGGAAUAACUAGACCAAAUUUGUUUAAUGCAUUUUGUAAAGCAGCAAAGACAUUUAAUGAUACAAAGAUUGUAGAUAUUUGGCAAAUGGUUAAAUGUAUGGUGGACAUUCCACCUAUUCCUAAGGAAGACCAAAUUAAAUCAAGGAGUACUGCUGCUGUUGAGCAGGAAAUUGUAUUACAUGCAAGGAAAUACUUGGAAAAUAGAUAUAGAGAUUUUAUGACUUCUGUUAUUAGUGAGAACUUGGCCCAAGCAAAAAGGGGUGGUAUUCCAGGCACUGUGCCAUUAGUUAAAAGUUUUGUUUUUGUCAAAGUAAAAAAUCUAAGGGAACUAGAUGAUGUUAUGGUUGAGGGUGAACCAUUGUGGCUUUUAAUCUAUUAUUGUAUGAGAGUUGGUGAUUACAAGGCAGCAUUGCAGUGCCUGAAUCAGUGCAACACAGAAUUUCCAGAAUUUAAAGUUGCAUUAGAAGAAGCUUGCAAUGAUCCUCAAAGACAUCCCAGUAGUUAUGCAGAAUCAAACUUGAAAUUGCACUAUAGAAAACAUGUUAAAUCAGUUACUGAUCCAUAUAAAAGAGUUUCAUACUGUGCAUUAGUUCCUUGUGAACCUGAUGACUUGCAUUCUGAUGUAAUUUGCACUGCUGAUGAUUAUUUAUGGCUAAAACUAUGUCAAGUUAGAGAUCAGCCAGAUGCAGAGAAUAAACUAACUUUAGAUUAUUUGCAAACUACAAUAUCAGAGAUAUAUGGAGAAUCAUAUUACCAUGCUCAUGAACAACCAUUUGUAUAUUUUUCCAUGUUAUUUUUAACUGGUCAGUUCGAAGCUGCAAUUGAAUUUUUGGCAAGAGGUGCAGGAGCCAGACACCUGCCACAUGCUGUGCAUUUAGCAGCUGCCAUGCACGAACACAACUUAUUAGGAGUUAGUCAAAGUGUUUUAGCACCAUUGAUAAGCGUUGAUCCCUCUGAUAAACCUCCCGCAAAAAGAUUAAACUUUGCUAGAUUAAUAUUACUGUACGUCAAAAGAUUUGAUUCCACGGAUCCAAAAGAAUGUUUGCAUUAUUUAUUCUUAUUAAGAUGGAUGAAAGAUCCACAUGAUCGUAACAUGUUCGCCGCUUCAGCUGCUGAAAUGGUAGUUGAUGCUUCUCUAGCAAAUAGAAUACAAUUGGUUGGAAAAAUAGAAAAGGAUCGCUGGGUUCCCGGAAUUUUAGAUCAGUUCCAGAUUAAUACAGAGGACGUAAUAAAUAUAAGUGCGGAUACAUUAUAUAGAAAAGGUCUUUUAGAAGAUGCUAUAAUGAUGUAUGAUCUCGCUGGUAAUCACGAGAAAGUUCUUAGUUUAAUGUGCACGCUUUUGGCACAAGUAGUUAGUCAAACGGUUUCACAGGGUUCGCUGAGAUCUCGAUUGCAGGUUACUGCUACUGAGAUAAGUACAAGGUAUCAAAAUAUCGAGAUACAAGCACCAUCUGAGUUAGUAUCUGCAUUUUACACUUUAAGGCAUCUAAUGGUGUUCUUUGAUCAAUUUCACAAUGAACAAUAUCAGAGUGCUCUUAGGACUAUCGCAGAAUCAAAGUUGCUACCGCUACAUAUAAAGGAAGUCGACGAAAGAGUAAAUGCAUUACGACGUGUGCCACCAGAAGUAGCUGGUACAUUAGCAGACGUCCUUUUAGCCACAAUGACGAUUCUCUAUCGUCAGUAUCAGAAGUUAAAAUCAGUAGAAACGGGUGAUGAAGAAGCAAGGAAACAACAAUUACUUGACCUUCGGGAACAAGCACGAGCAUUGACUAGUUUCGCAGGAACGCUUCCAUAUCGCAUGCCCAAUGAAACAAACAGCAAACUUGUACAAAUGGAAAUUCUUAUGUGCUGA